AUGAAAAAAAAUUCAGUUCUAUCAAAUGAAAAAGAAAAUAUCGAUGAUCGAAUUACUCUGACUGAUAUUCUUCGUUGGGUGUAUGAAAAUACUCAACAAUCGACUUGGGAUGGAUUACAUCAUUGGGCAACGCAAAGUUUAAGUUUUCAACGAAAAGUUAAUGCUUUUCAAAAUAUUCACUGGAUCAAUCAUGAAGAAUCGUUUACAAAUAUAAUGAUGGAAAAUUUAGCCCGAGAAUGUUUAGAAACUGAAGUCACCGAAUUGAAAGCAAUGUAUGGUGUAUCAAAAACAUUCCAAACAAUAUUCGAGAUUUAUUUGGCUCGAUAUACACAUUCCAGUAUUUGUUCGUCUGUUGAAAUUCAUGAAGCUGUUUCCAAACGAUUAUAUGAUUACGGUGGUUCAAAAAAACUUCUUGCACAGUUGUUAGAUGAAGAGCAGCAACGAGAACUAGAACGAAAACAAGAAUUGGAAGAAGAACGACAGCAAAAACGUCCGUCAUCUGUCGGUCCAUGUGAACCGGUACUACACGAUGAAAUCAAGAAAUUAUGCGAUAUGCAAGGUCCUAUGUUGAAUUUAUCAAAUUUAAUUUCAGCAUUUUGUCCUAUCGCUGAUGCUUUUCUUGGUACUACAUUCUACCGUGAAUGUCAACCACAUAGUUGGCAACAAAAUCUGUGGAUUACGAAUGAAUUCAAACGUGUCAUUCAAACACGAGGAGAAUCACUAGAUCCUUUUCUACGUCCAGCACGAUGGAUACUCGUCUAUCGUAAUCAGCAUAUCAUUUUUGUGAGCCCUUUUGAAGCCAAUUGGUUAAUGAGUCAAUUACACUUUCUUUAUCAUAAGCAAUCAUGUAAUAAACGAUUGACUACAACGUUGUGUUUACUGCUACCACGUAUUAAAUGA
Molecule: messenger RNA, 900 nt
Organism: Rotaria sp. Silwood1
Lineage: Eukaryota; Metazoa; Rotifera; Eurotatoria; Philodinida; Philodinidae
Source: the annotation of a GenBank genome assembly